This is a messenger RNA of Camelina sativa (false flax), 732 nucleotides long. Lineage: Eukaryota; Viridiplantae; Streptophyta; Magnoliopsida; Brassicales; Brassicaceae. The record is from RefSeq and is a predicted model, not a curated record.
AUGUCUUCUUCCUCUUUACCAAUCUCUAUCUUGGCCGUAGUGGCCUUCCAACUCCCUUUUAUCCACAGUGUUUUGUCUCUAAACCAGACCAAUUCGUAUCUGCAACACAUAUGCAUCAAAAGUGAAGGGACAUACAAGCCGGAGAGUUCAUAUGAGAGCGAACUCAAACGUCACCUCGACUAUUCGAUUAGCAAUUAUCUAGACUACGGUUUCAUCUACGGUUUCACACUUAAGUUGGUUGUACAAAAAGAAGUAUAUAUAAUACAGUACAAACAGACAAUAAUUCUUAGGAAAUGUCCGAACAACAAAGGGAGAAUCAUAUGGUACGACAACUGUUUUCUCUACAUUUCUACGAUCUAUACCUAUCAGAAGAUCGACUACAAGCACUAUUUGUAUCUGCACAAUGCUAAAGAUGUGACCGGCGGCAAUACAAAGUUGUUCAACAAGAACACGAGGGAUCUCCUAUAUAAGCUGAAGGAGAUAGCAAUUCGUAAAGAACAAAAGCCCUACACAAGAGACUACAUGUAUGCGACCGCCGAGGAAAGUCUUGGGACGAUGAAAUUGUAUGGAAUGAUGCAGUGUACACAAGACUUAUCGGUUAAAAACUGCAGUGUGUGUUUGGAUACGAUUAUAGCGAAGCUUCCCAAAUGCUGCAACGGUAAACAAGGAGGAAGAGUUUUGAAUCCGAGUUGUACUUUUAGGUACGAGCUUUACCCUUUUGUAAAAACAUAA